AGAUGCUUUUGUCUGCAUAUAGUCGACUCUUUUUCUCUUGUCCCAUAUAAACAAACUCUCUCAAUGUUCUUCUCUUCUCUAUUUCCACAACCUUCCACCAACAUGGCUGUCGAUCAGAAUAAAACCACCAAACCUCCCUCUCAGACCCAUUUAGCCACCGCAUUCCAAUGCCAGGCACGGCGGAGGAUUUUCUUUCUACGCCUGAGGCAUCACAACAAGUUACCCACAGUUCGACUCGGUGGGAAGAAACCACGGCGAGGGCUUUCCAUAGCCAGGGUUUUGAAGAAAAUGAGGCUAAGGUGGCUGAAGCUGCGAUAUGCUUGCAUGUUGAGGAAGAUCAAGAAAUAUUACAGAGAUUUGAUCAAGGAUAUUGUUGAAGCAGGUUCAACCGUGGAGGCUUUACAGCAAAGAAUGUUUAUGGAGUCCACUUUCGCUAUCCCGGUUAUGGGUGUUUCCUUCGCCACCGUCCCUUCCGCUACUGCCUCAGAUCGUCCUCGACCCUUGUUCUUUUGAACAUUUUAGUAUUUAAUUUCCUCAUCUACUACUUCCCCCCCCCCCUCUUUUGGGGGUUAUUUUACUCUCUUUUUUCCCAACUUUCUUUCUGAUCUUUCGCAGCCUCAUCUCAUGUUAUCAAACUCUAUAGAAGAUAGUGACGAUGAUGUUUAUUUUAGAUAAAAUAAUUUCGCUUUUACGUGUUUUA
Molecule: messenger RNA, 700 nt
Organism: Gossypium raimondii (Peruvian cotton)
Lineage: Eukaryota; Viridiplantae; Streptophyta; Magnoliopsida; Malvales; Malvaceae
Exons: 1
Coding region: 64-513 (149 amino acids)
Source: RefSeq, a predicted model, not a curated record